ACCUGCCCUCUUCUAUAUAAUCAUAAACCCAUCUCUCUUCUCCUUCCUUCAAAACCCUAGAGACGGUCCCUCCUCCGCUUCCCUCUAACACCACAGGGUUUUCAGGUAAUUGAAGGGGUCUGAGGCAGAGCUUCUUCUGAUUCAGAAAUCAAUGGCUCCUGCUAAAGUUGACAGUUCAAAAAAGGCUGAUCCAAAGGCUCAGGCCUUGAAGGCUGCUAAAGCAGUGAAAUCUGGUGCAACCUUUAAGAAGAAGACUAAGAAGAUCAGAACAUCAGUUACAUUUCACCGUCCAAGGACAUUGAAGAAGGCAAGGAAUCCAAAGUAUCCUCGCAUUAGUGCUCCACCAAGGAACAAGCUUGAUCAUUAUCAGAUCCUCAAGUUUCCCCUUACUACCGAGUCUGCAAUGAAGAAGAUUGAAGACAAUAACACUUUGGUUUUCAUUGUUGACAUUCGUGCAGACAAGAAGAAGAUCAAGGAUGCCGUAAAGAAGAUGUAUGAUAUUCAGGCUAAGAAAGUGAAUACCUUAAUCAGGCCUGAUGGUACUAAGAAGGCAUAUGUUAGAUUGACACCAGACUAUGAUGCCUUGGAUGUGGCAAACAAAAUUGGUAUAAUCUAAAUUAGUGUCUGGCAUCCUCAUUCAAAGCAGCCCUUCCUUUUCUUUUUUGUCCUUCAAUUUCAGUCUAAAUAGUAAGACAGUUCUGCUAGGACUGUAAGCACCUAGAUUUUUCCAAACUAGUUUAAAAGUUGUAAUCUUGUGUUCUCUUUUUGGUGUUUUUUUUUUUGUUGGGUUUAACUGACAUUUCAAUGAGACUUGAAGUUAUGAUUUGGGUGUGUGAGAGAGAGAUGUGUUGAAUCUUUUACAUUAUGCAAGCUUUAAUGAAAUUAAUGUGUUAAACGAAA
This is a messenger RNA of Quercus lobata, 900 nucleotides long. Its product is annotated as 60S ribosomal protein L23a-1. The record is from RefSeq and is a predicted model, not a curated record. Gene Ontology annotation, molecular function: structural constituent of ribosome; rRNA binding. NCBI's taxonomy places the organism in Eukaryota, Viridiplantae, Streptophyta, Magnoliopsida, Fagales, Fagaceae. Gene Ontology annotation, cellular component: ribosome. Gene Ontology annotation, biological process: translation. The transcript is spliced from 4 exons. The coding region runs from base 152 to 616 and encodes 154 amino acids.